UAUGUCGAUGGAGUGCUCAGCAAAGCUUACGACUACGAACUUUUGGACCAUUCAACCUGGAACGACAGUGUUAGAGAAUACAUCAGCUUGAAGACGCUCAAUACCUCAAACAAUAUGCUACUCCGAUCUUGUAAGUUUAAUGGUAGACUCAUUGGUCGAUCGAAGCCAUACAGAUUCUGCUCAGAACAGAAAGCCUCCGGCUCAUACAAUAUACUAGUCAUAGAAAACAGUUUUGCUUGGAACCAGGGAGAUUUGGUGUAUGAUGCCUUCAAGAAUUAUGCUCGUCGCUUUAGCGUGUUCUGCAUAAGAGGCUGCGAAUUUAUGACGAGGAUUAACACAAAACUAGAGCAAUGCACAACUUACGCGAAUUCCUACUUCGAUGCUGUGCUUGACGAACUAAAACCGGAUAUAAUAUUUAUUUUGAGUAGAGCAUUUACUGCCAAACUACGAUUCAAUCUUACACCGUUUUCUCUCGAAAAGGAUACCAUCUUCAAUGAUUAUAUGAACACUAUGAAGAAGUUGGAGAAAUUCGCCAAAAAGGUGUAUCUAUUACAAGCAUUGCCUUCGUGUACACAGCAUGAAUGCGCCAAGAAUGUUUGGGAUUAUGUGAGAAAAAACAGACCCUUAGAUAUUGUUAAGAAACAACUCAUUGACAGAGACGAAUUUUUCGCCCGUUUAAGGAUAGAAGAAGUUGGCAAGAGGUGUAAAAAAUGUGAAAUUAUUGAUUAUAUGCCGCUACUACUCGAUGGCAGCGGACGUUAUCUAAGAUACGAUCCCGAAAACGGUUUUUUAUAUCUAGAUGGACAUAAUCAUCUCACUGAUUUCGCAAAAGAACGGAUUCGUCCGCUUUUCAACCGCCUCGCUGAGGAAUUUGGAAAAGCCAUGCCCGUUUGA
Molecule: messenger RNA, 894 nt
Organism: Cylicocyclus nassatus
Lineage: Eukaryota; Metazoa; Nematoda; Chromadorea; Rhabditida; Strongylidae
Source: the annotation of a GenBank genome assembly